UGCAUACACUCAAAAAUGAUGCUGCAUUUACUCUUAUUGAUUGGACUCCUCGGAUCGAUCCAAUCCCAAGUACUUCUUCCAGGACUUCGAGUUCUUCGGGUUCCUGUGCUUGACAAAGGCCAAAUUCAAGUGGUGGAGUUUCUGGACGCCGCCUCCACAGUUACCCCUGAAACAGUGAGGGAUCAAUUCAGUAGGCGAUUUAUGACGCUGGCUAAACCUUUAAUUGCUGGAGCUGCUCCUCAAACAAGUCUUCCAAACAUCAAGCCUACAUUAAACUCUUAAAAAUGUUCAGCUGAAGACUUUUAUAACACUAAUUAAGCUGCUUAACUACAUUAAUAAAUAGCAUAUGUCAUUGAUUACAUUA
This is a messenger RNA of Drosophila elegans, 364 nucleotides long. RefSeq lists its product as uncharacterized. NCBI's taxonomy places the organism in Eukaryota, Metazoa, Arthropoda, Insecta, Diptera, Drosophilidae. The transcript has a single exon. The record is from RefSeq and is a predicted model, not a curated record. Bases 16 to 282 code for a protein of 88 amino acids.